Molecule: messenger RNA, 5394 nt
Organism: Engraulis encrasicolus (European anchovy)
Lineage: Eukaryota; Metazoa; Chordata; Actinopteri; Clupeiformes; Engraulidae
Product: homeobox protein Hox-C9-like
Exons: 2
Coding region: 3818-4600 (260 amino acids)
Biological process (GO): embryonic skeletal system morphogenesis; proximal/distal pattern formation; anterior/posterior pattern specification
Cellular component (GO): nucleus
Molecular function (GO): DNA-binding transcription factor activity, RNA polymerase II-specific; RNA polymerase II cis-regulatory region sequence-specific DNA binding
Source: RefSeq, a predicted model, not a curated record
ACACACACACACACACACACACACACACACACACACAAAUGCCAUUCCCAAAGCCAGAGUCAAAAGGAUUUACCAAUGUUGAAAUCCACGCAAUCUAAACGGCAUGUGAAGAGCUCUUUUCCAAAAUGAGACAUAUCCAUUGCGUAGAAUGUUGGGAAAUUGACAUUUUUGCAUUGGGCACAUAUGCGCACAUAACAAUAAUAAUUACGCUGCAACGCACUGAUGAGGAGCGGUCUUACUGAAAUUCACAAGUUAUACGUCAUUUACAAAGCAUUGAUAAUGUGCAGUCUCGGUAACAUAUAGAACAAUUAACACGCAAACUAAGAAGUGUUUUGCAACACAUUGAUAAGGGGCAGUCUUACUAACAGACUCACCAAUUUAAGUGUUUUGCGACGCAUUGAUAAGAUACAGGCUUGCUAGCAAGUAAUAAGUACCCCACUUUUCGAUGAUAAGGUGCACUGACUUAACAAGUCAUAAGUGCUUUGCAACGCUUUGAUAAUUGGCCGUCUUAUUAACAUGUAAUAACUAACAAAUACUUUGCAACGCAUUGAGAAGGUGAUGGUGCACAGAGACUGUUCGAAUGUUUGAUGUUUUCUUCUGUUACCAAUGCAAACAACUGAGCGGACUUGUCAUGCUCCUGACCAUAAAGUCACACUUGUCAUGAACCUGACUACAAAGUGACACUGGCAUUAGAUUAAAUUACAUCAUAUUUAGAUCAUACAACAACAAGGUGCGUACAUCUAGCACAGACUACUUCUAUGUUCAAACAGGGAAUGUUUCCCACCUUAAUUUGUAGUUACCAGUCUUUGAUUAACAGACGGAGUAGGCUACACAAUUGGACCAGACGUGUAUUUUAUAUUUUGUGUAUCAAAAUGUAUAAAAGUUAAAGUAUUCCAGGUGCCUGAUGAAAAAGAAAAGUAAUUCCAUGCAUUCAAAAAUGUAAUUAAGAGGAAGGAAUUGGGAUUUAAACGCCUUUAUUAAACGUGGCUAAUAAAUGUUUCAAAAGCCAACAUGUAUACCCCUCAAUAGGUCUUCAUCAGGGCUUAGUCUAGUAGCCUAUUUAAGCAAAGUUGAGACUAAAGUACUGAUCGUGUAAAAGUAGACUUCUAAUAAGGUUUGCCCAUUACGGAUUUCAGUGACGUUAUGGUGAUAGUAAAACAUCAAAAUACAGCGUGUAUAGAACAAAGCCGUAUAUGAAACGGUAUAUGAAAUACAGUUGUUGGCAAAUUUUAAACACAUACUUGCUUGACUCCUGAGGAAGACCGUAGUACUUUUGAGGGCAGAUGAAAAGUAGUUUUUCCAUGACUGAAAAGUUGAGUAGGCUAUAGCGCAUGCCACAAUUACUAAUUGCAAGGAAAGUAAACAAACACCUAUUGCACUGUAACCAGAGAAGGUGGCAUAUUGUGGAAUACUUGUCAUGUUUUCUAUUUACACUUUCACAAUAUUAGUGGCAGUUAAUGUCCUAGGUUGAUUUGUUUGCGCAUCCAAUGGAUUCCCACUUAAUUGAAAAUGCGCCUUUCUCGCUAGCAGAAUUUAUAUGGCGUUUAUCUAUUCAGGGAAUAUGAUCUCUACAUGUGGAUUGUGACAUUAAUAGGGGUUGGUCUUGGUCGCUACAAGUCCCCGUCGAGUAGCCUACAAUCAUUUUCUUAUCUGGUGGAGGUUCAUCUGCGCACUAGCUCACUUGUCAACCAACCAAUAGUGCCCAUGGUCCAUGGAAGCAAAAUGCUGUCAAAAACGUAUUCACAAAUGUUCGUCUCUGCAAAUUAAUCUGUCCCAUUGUUUCAUUUCACAAGGCUAUUUCAUUAAGGUGUUAGGCGUAGCCAACACAAGCGCACUCUCACUUCCAAUUUGAGUGGGGCUAAUUUAAUGUGGCAAACUAUUCUGUGUUAGGCAAUAGUAUAGGGAGAGACACAAUAAACAGCACACUAUACAGUCAAAUGCAAUUGUUGUCCGUCUCAUGACCAUUACUUUGGCCACGAGUCUCGCAUGCCAGCCUAGCAAUUUGCACAUUUGUUUUAUUGUGUGUGUCCUUUUUUCUGUUUAGCUACUGCGCCUAUAUGGGCUACUUGCUGCAGUGGUGAGCAGUGGAAAAGUACAACACAAGAAACUAGGGCUCGGGGCGAAAAAAGGUCUAUGUAGCAUAAUGUCAUCUUCUGGAAACUUCUGGCGAGUUGAGAUUAUUGAGAGGUGGGGGGGAUUGGCUGUGGUUCUGCGGCAAAGAGAUACUGGGCCUAGCGUUUGUGCCGCGAGUGACAAUGACUGUUCAUCACGAGGCCUGGGCACCGCAGUGCGGUGUGUCUGCUUACUUGUCUGCAGACCAGGACCUCAGAAGAAAUGUUGUGUUGACGACAGAUUUGGCUAAUUAAAGAUGAUAUAGAACAUGCAAUAUAACGUUAUAUUUAUUCCUAUAGGUCCAUUGGUCUAAUGCACACCGAUAUAGCUGAUUUUGUACAAACAAAUGGGACGCUGAACUAUCCAUAGCAUAUCAUGGCGCGUAAUUUGGAUAUUUGUUUCCCGUUACCACAGACAUGUUGUAGAGUUAUUGUUCUACAUUGUAUAGGGAUUGUACUGGGGUUAUUAGCAAGAGCAGCAAUGUCAACAUAUGAACGACAAUCACCCCCUCCACCUCUAGGCUGGCCUGCAACCAGCAUCAUAGCCGUUUCCCACACCAAACUUGAGUGAAGACGUCUUAUACAUAGCCUACAUGUGUAUAAGUAGAAUUGUAGAUUUUCAGUUCCUCAGUAUUCAUCUUUACUUUACACAAAACUAUGAAACUGUAAAAAAAAAAAUGCCUCAGUUGGUCUUUAAAAUGUCGUAUGGAUAUGUACAAACCUUUGUUUUGCGGACCAUCGACCUUGGUCGUUCUAAUGUCUGCAAUUGGUUGUCCUAAUUUCUGUCCGUCUGGUUAAAAUAAACACCUAUCCUUCCCUUGAUGUUGCUACUGGAUUUUCUACUAUGUCCUCCCUGUAAUGUGCUGAGUUUUCUAGGCUAUGUUUGUCAUAGGAAGAAGUCGAGGUUUUUUUUUGCUAUUAUUAACGACACGUUUAUGAACAAUCAAAUGGUCCUCGUAAAAAUUUAUUGAGGGACAUAAAAACAUGCAUGGCUUCUUUCCGAAUUCAGCCCCAGUGGUGGGUAGGUUUGCUCUAGACUUGACAAAAGUUAUGAAGUUCGCUUAGCAGUGAAUAUUCCAUGCAAUGUUAGUUGACACAACUUUAUAGCUGAACAAAACCGAUACAGACGAAUCUCAUCCUAUGUAGCCUAAAUCACUGGAACACCUAAAAGAAAUCGAACUGUUUUUAAACAGACGUACGUGAAUAAAUGCACAGGAUAUGCCUUAUAUUUAUGUCGAGGAAGAACUACAAGGUGAUAUGCCGAUAUGUUUUGCGUUUCCAACGACAUUUUGUCGACAAAGACAAAUGACAAGAGCAAAUAGUGCGUUCUUUAGAGCGGUCAACAUACCUCCGUAGUCCAAUAACUGGGGCUCGCUGCUCUUCAUUGUUUAUGACAGCAUCAUACAACUAAAGGGAUGGUGGGUGGAUAUUCCGCGCUAAUGUUUGGUCAUAGAAUGGAAAUCCUUUUUUAAAAGAUCAUUUUAAGAUGUGAAGUACAUCACUGCCCAAGGUUUGCGUGCGCAUUAAUCGACUGUAUAAUUUUGGAGUAAAUAUGAUCACGUGUCUUCCGCCAGCCAAUGAGCGCUCAAAAGCCCCGGGAGAAAUAAUUACCUGACUUGAUUGUUCUAUGGGCAGAUAAAAAAGUACACAUACACGCCAUAUAAUAAUCUGAUGCAUGUAAAAGAGGAGAGAGGCAUCACAUCGUCAUGUCGACCACGGGUCCUAUAAGCAAUUAUUAUGUGGAUUCGUUGAUAAACCACGAGAGCGACGAGGUCUUGGCGACGCGUUUCUCCGCGCCGGAGCUACUCCCUGCCGGUUCACGACCAUCUCCUCUUGUCCCGGACUGUUCUGAUUUUCCUUCCUGCAGCUUUGCGCCGAAGCCUCCAGUAUUCACCUCUUCCUGGGGCCCAGUUCAUUCGCAGUCCUCUGUGGUGUAUCACCCAUAUACCCACCAGCCCCACAUAGGCACAGACUCACGGUAUGUGCGGUCGUGGUUGGAGCCCAUCUCGGGAGCCGUCUCUUUUCCAGGCUACCCGGCUAACAGCAGACACUACGGGCUGAAGCCCGACGGUAUCCCCGAGCGCAGACCAGGAGAUUGUAUCGCCAACGGACGCAGUUACGCGGAUUACUAUUAUGGUUCUUCACCUGACCUCCGGGAUAAGGCACAGCAGAUCAUCCCUUCUCCCGAAGUAGAGGCUUUGGCUUCCGCAAAGCUCAAGGAGGACAAACCAGAGUUAGAUCCAAACAACCCAGUGGCGAAUUGGAUCCACGCGCGCUCCACGAGGAAGAAGCGGUGCCCAUACACCAAAUACCAAACACUUGAACUCGAGAAAGAGUUUUUGUUUAAUAUGUAUCUUACAAGGGACCGUAGGUACGAGGUGGCGCGGGUCCUAAAUCUCACCGAACGACAGGUCAAAAUUUGGUUCCAAAAUCGACGGAUGAAGAUGAAGAAAAUGAAUAAAGAGAAGACUGAGAGUAAUGAGCAGUAGUCCAUUUCGGAAUGGCGGACACAGAAGAUUACAAAAAGGCCUGCGUCAAAGUUGAAUAUAACAUGGACAAGGAGUGACUGCAAUUUUGGACUCAGAAGUUUAACAAAAAGAAAAUUCAGUCUCUCUUCAUGUGAUUUCUAUAUUUGUUGCACUUGUAGCUAUCUCAGCUCUCAAGAUCUGUGAUUGACCUCUGAACGGCUUACGUCGACUGUUUUUAUUUUGUUUUUGUUUUUUUAUGUGUGACAUGCAGCUUGUGACAUACUUUUUUAUUUUUGUAUACCACGGUUUCAUGAAUUGCAACAUAGGACAUUGUUCAUUUUAAACAUAAUAUUUGGGAUAUGUACGAUGAGGAAUUAUAGGAUUUACCCCGUAGUGUUUGUGUGUUCACGUGUAAUUUAAAACUUGUGUAUUUUUCUAGAUGUUGCAUUGUAUGUGUACAUUAUGAUUAGAUGGUUUUGUACAAGAAAACCCGACCGCAAUUACAAGAGUAGGCCUACUGUUUGUGUUUACGUCACUGUGGAUAUUUACCGGAUAAUGCGUUACUCCCUCCAGACAUCGAAAGUUUAUGUUAUAAAUUGUAGAUUGUGAUUAUACUAAAAUAUAUAUGACAUCAUCUCAGUCGAGUCUGUUUCGGAUUCAGUGUCAAUGGGCAUGGGCUGUUUUUAUGGUUUUAUUUCCGGAUAUCAAAAAGCAAAUAGUUAAGAGACCAAAAAAACGUUUCCAAUAGGCCCGUGUUGUUAUGUAGGCCUAUUAUGGACACAUAUGGCGCGAGCGGGCACUUGACAUGGAGGAGA